Molecule: messenger RNA, 2985 nt
Organism: Rhopilema esculentum
Lineage: Eukaryota; Metazoa; Cnidaria; Scyphozoa; Rhizostomeae; Rhizostomatidae
Source: RefSeq, a predicted model, not a curated record
AUGGAGGCUCUAGGUGUAAGAAAAGAGACCUACUCAAGUUUUGUUGUUCCUGUUCUAAUGGGGAAACUUCCAGAGUCCGUGAGAAUCAAUAUGAUUCGAUUUGGAAAGAACCAUAUGGACUGGAACUUGGACGACAUGUUGGAAGCUUUUCAGAAGGAGCUAGAAGUUCUGGAGGGACAUUUUCCCAUCAUGCAGCGAGCCCAGCAAGGAGACAGAAGACAAGAGCAGCAUUCCAACAAGCCAAGACAGCAGGAUAGACCUCCAACGGCCUCUUCCUUGCUUACUACAAGAGAUGCUAAGAUGAAGUGUGCAUUCUGCAAAGAAAAUCACGCAUCCGAGAAGUGUGAAAAGGUGAAGGAUCCGGACGAGCGUAAGAUAAUUUUAAUUAAGAAUGCUAGGUGUUUUAGUUGCUUAAAACCAGGCCAUAGACCUUUUAAAUGUCGUCUUGAGGUAGAUUGUAGGAAUUGUAAGGGAAAUCAUCACUGCGCCAUUUGUCCUAAUCUUGCCCGAAGUAAGGAAGCGCAGCCUAAGCCUAAUGCACCUCAGCUUGACCCCACCGCAUCGGCUUGGGUAGGUAGCACUGGCUCUGAAGUGAAUGUGGCCCUGCAGACAGCCUUAGCUCUGGUGAAUGGCAAGGAUAGAGUGAGAGUUUUAUUUGAUACAGGAAGCCAUAAAUCUUUCAACACAGCUAAGGCUGUUGGCAGACUCAGAUUAAGGCCUGUGAGGAGUGAACAGCUAGGAAUAAAGGCGUUUGGGAGUAAGGAGGCACAUGUUGCUUUGCGAGAUGUAGUGCAAAUUUCGCUAAGUCUAUGCAAUGGAGGAGAGAGUGUAAUAAUAGAAGCUUUUGUAGUUAAGGAUAUCGCUGAUAUUCCUAAUGUUCAUAUAGAGGUAGUUAAAAAGAAAUUUGCACACUUAACAAAGUUGUCAUUCUCAGAUCUUUGCAAAUCCAAAGACAGCUUGGAAGUUGAUUGCCUAAUUGGAUCGGACUGGCUAUGGCAAUUCCAAUUGGGGGAAACGAUACGAGGGGGGCUAGACGAACGUGUGGCGGUCAAGACCAGCUUGGGCUGGGUUUUAUCAGGACCGGUUAAAGGUGAGCAACUUGAUUCUAUUGACUGUAAUGUGAAUUUUUGUAUUGAUUCUAUACCUCCUUUAGUUGCAGGUGAAAAACAUGAUUUAGAUAAUCAGAUACAAAGGCUUUGGGACCUUGAUAGCAUUGGAAUUCGAGAAAAAGAUAAGGUGCAUGAAAAUGUACUUGAUGAUAUUGCGUUUGUGGGUAACAGAUAUUCUGUUGGGCUUCCCUGGAAAUCUGGACACAAGCCCCUAGCUUCAAAUUAUAAUGUUAGCUUGCAUCGUUUGAAGGGUCUUGUCAGGAAACUAGAGCAGAACCCAAAAAUUUAUGAACAGUAUAAUGACAUUAUUUCCCAGCAGGCUGCAGAGGGAGUAAUAGCGAAGGUCACAGAUCUUGAACCUGUAGCUCUUGUUGGGGAUAUUGAAAAGGCCUUUUUAAAAAUCGAAAUACAUCCCAAGGACAGAGACCCUUCAAGAUUUUUGUGGCUAAGUGAUAUACAUGCCAAGAACCCUGGAGUAGUAAUCUACCGGUUCAACAGAGUGGUAUUUGGGUGUAACUCAUCCCCUUUUCUCCUAAACUGUGUUUUGAGACACCACAUUAUGAAAUAUGAAAAUGAGGAUCCUGAAUUUGUGGAAAAGAUGAUAGGAGGGUUCUUUGUUGACGAUCUAGUGGUAGGUUGUGAAGACACACAGGAAGCUUUAACCCUAUAUAAGAAGGCUAAAAGUAGGAUGAGCGAUGGAGGAUUUCAUUUGCGGAAAUGGAAAACUAAUGACAAAGAGUUAGCAGGGGAGAUAGCAAAGAAGGAAAUAAAUGGAGUGAAAGAGGACAAAGCCUCUAAACAUGAAGACACAUCGUUUGCUAAGGAGACUCUAGGCAUGCCAGACAGUAUGGGGCAGAAGACUAAGGUUUUGGGUGUAACGUGGGACAACACAAGAGAUACCUGGGAGUUUAAUCUGGGGAACAGAGGCGAGGUAAUAGGUGAAACAGCCCAACCCACUAAAAGAGGUAUCUUAAGCGCCUUAGCUUCUAUAUUUGACCCCCAUGGGCUUGUUAGCCCUAUAGCAGUAUCAGCAAAAAUCUUGUUUCAGGAGUUGUACUUAGGAAAAAUCAGCUGGGACGAUCCACUUCGUAAGGAUAAGCUUGAAAGAUGGGAAGAAUGGGUCAAGGAUUUAAAACAGACGGGUACAAUUUGCCUUCCUAGGUGUGUUGUUUCCAAAAACAAAGGGAAGAUAUUGAGUCGGCAGUUGCACGGAUUUGCUGAUGCCAGCAAAAAAGCAUAUUGUGGGAUGGCUUACCUUGUAGAAGAAGCCACUGAGGGGACCUUUACUAGGCUGCUGAGUGCUAAGACAAGAGUUGCCCCUUUGAAGGAAUUAACAAUACCCCGGCUAGAACUAAUGUCUGCAAGGAUACUAGCUACACUGAUGAACACCAUUAUUCAAGCCUUCGGUCCACAGUUUAAGUUUGAUUGCAUUAAGUAUUGGCUGGACAGUAAAACCGCUCUCUAUUGGAUCAAUAACAAUGGAGAAUGGAAGCAAUUUGUCCAGCAUCGUGUCAAUGAAAUUUUGCGCUCAACCACCAAGGAAGACUGGGGACAUGUAUCAGGUAUCGACAACCCAGCAGAUCUAGAUUCUAGGGGGUUCACAGCAAGCCACUUGAAGGAGAGCACAUUAUGGUGGCAAGGACCUCAUUGGUUAAAGGAAGGACAAAACAGCUGGCCUAAUGUGUUCACUUUAGAAGACUCGCCUGAUGUGAAGGAAGAAAGAAAGAAGAACGCAAAGGUGCUAAUGCUCACAGAUAUGAGGCAAGGAGUGAGUGAGGUUGUUAAGGUAGACAGGCAUAGAAGUCUAGGCAGCAGAAAGUUUGUUGAAGAAGCUGACACAAGAUCAUAUGUUCCAGGAGUUCACACAAAAUCGUAG